Molecule: messenger RNA, 2921 nt
Organism: Podospora pseudopauciseta
Lineage: Eukaryota; Fungi; Ascomycota; Sordariomycetes; Sordariales; Podosporaceae
Exons: 4
Coding region: 999-2921 (640 amino acids)
Biological process (GO): regulation of transcription by RNA polymerase II
Cellular component (GO): nucleus
Molecular function (GO): RNA polymerase II transcription regulatory region sequence-specific DNA binding; DNA-binding transcription factor activity, RNA polymerase II-specific
Source: RefSeq, a predicted model, not a curated record
UGCCCAGCUCGUCCAGGGCGACAUUAGUUUGGACUCCAAGCUCGACGCCGUCUCGAGUAUUGGGUAAUACCUCACCGCUGCCCCUCUUUUUUGAGACAUGGGAGAACCCUCGACCCGACUCGCCAUGGCGCCAAAACCGUGCGACAGAAGCCCACAAGGCACAACACCACAAUUUCCAGUUCCUUUUUCCUUCAGGCGUGCACUGUCAAAGACCGCCCAUCCUGCCAUCCAUGCCCCCGCCCUCCAGCCCAGGGCUAGGUACCUCCACUACCUAAUCAAUGCUCACACCCCCCUCUCCCCCGGGCCCUCGAAUACCUCCCCAGUCACCUACCGUACCAAUCAAUCACCCCCCCGGGCCCCCCUCCCCUCUCCCGUUCCCAUCUCCAUUAUUCUCCAGGGGCCCAUCCAUUAUCCAUUACGGAGUAUCCAUCCAUUUGUUGAAAUGCUACCGCUACCGCUGCCGCAUCGAGAGCUCUGAUCUCCCUUCCAAUGUUCUGUUGAUAGUAUUUUUUAUUUUUAUCUCUUUUAUACUUUUUAUUUUGUUUUUUCGCCUUCACUGCUCCUCCUUACCUCCCGGACAUUAGGUAGUACUAGGCUGGAAGACGGAUUGAGCUCGCGCCUACUUUACAGAGUACCCUUACCUACAACACAGCCAAUCCCUCCGAUCCCUCCAAUCCCUCUCUCCGAGUUGCACCUGAGAGGUGCAUCGGCAACACCGAGGCCUCUCUCUCCGUCUCUUUCUUUCUGUCUCUGUCUCUCUGUCUCCUGUCUCCUGUCUCUCGCGCGCGCGCUCGCCCGCUCUGGACGGACACCAGCAAUCAUUGUUUCUUGCUGCUUGACGGAAGCUUGGUUUCAGCUGCCGCUCUCUUCAAAACCAAGGCGGUGGCAAGGCUGAGGUGUCGAACCACUGGCCCUGUGGUUCAGCUGUUCAGGUCCUUGGUAGCCCCCAGGGACGUCAUCUCUCGAGCUCGAGUCGACCAUCAAUACGAGCAGAAACCAUGGCUGCCAUUCCCAUUCAGGCCCCGUCGUCGCGACACGGGCCAAGAGACACCAUGAACAGUGGGCCGCUACCGUCUUUAUCAGGCCGCGAUGGCGGAUUCCCUCCAGGUCCCUUUGCGCCCAUGUCCCAUCGCAUCCCAUUUAACGACAACCUCUCGCCCUCGGCUGCUUCGAAUCCCAUGGCGAUACGCAACAGAGACACCGACUUCGCACCUCCACCGCUUCCUCCACCGCGCCUGGUGCCCAUCAACGGACCCAUCGACCCAAAGGAGCAUCAAAAGUGGGAGGGAAUGCGGAAGCGCGACGCCAACUAUGACGGGAGCGUAGAUAGCGGUUUGGGCAUGAGCCCCCACGACUUUCGUAGACGCGACUCGGACUACGACGAGACAUACCACAGCUAUGGCUCCAACAGAUCUACGACCCUCCCAUCCUUCAGCGCAAUCAGCCAGACCAUGAAGAGCUUCCGUCCAAGCCACGAAGCCAUUGACAAUUCCAUGCUCAACAGGCUCAACAGGCCCACCAUACGCCGUUCCGGUCUCAGCACAUCCCACAACGAACUCCCACCCCCUCGCGCCCAUCACGCUGACCUUUCGACGCUAUCUCUUCCCCACAGGUCCAAGCAGCCCUUCCUCGAUAUCGGUUACAGCAGGUCCCCCAUGUCGGCUACGUCGCCUGGACCUUCGCCGUUUGGCCACCUGGGACCUAUGGAUUACCGAUCCCCAUUGAGUGCCACUGAUAGUACCGACCUUGAGCGUUCCCCGCGCUCGCACAGACUGUACAGCACACAGUCCAUGACGGACAGUGAAGGACCAGGUCUCUCGCACGGCGGGCAUGAUUACGAGGGGCGCGACGAGGAUGCGGAUUUUCCCAUGGAGGAAACUACGCGGAUGCGCAGGCUAAAAAUAGAAGACCCCUGGAGGGAAAGGGAGCGCGAGAGGGAAAGCUACCAGCCGGGUCAGAAGCGUCGUGCAUCGUCGCCCCCAAGCGACGAUGUGCCCAUGGCGAGCGAUUCUAUGCGGUGGCCUGGCCGGGAUGGGUCUGGCAUCUCGCGCGGAUCCCCCACACCCAGGCUGCUCUCUAUGCCUCAAAAUUCCACCUUGGGAGGCAGAUCCCCUGUGAGUCGCAGCGGAAGCUACAGCAGUAAUCUCACGACGAGUAGCAUGACGCUGGGCCGUCGUUCGCCGGGACUGAGCCCCAGCGGUCUCUCGCCGACAGAUCCGAUGAACUGCGGCAGCCCCUACGGCACACCACUCAGCAUGACGGCUGGCUCGCCCAGGUCGGCAAUCGGGAUGGGCCUGGGGCGGUCAGCGGCCGCUGCGGCACAGCAGCCGACGGGAAGAAUUGCGCUGGUCCCCCCCAGAAAGGUGGCCGAGAUGCCCAAAAACACCAAUGGGAGCAGCCUGGCCGCUAAGCUCAAGGGCCCUUACAUGUGUGAAUGCUGUCCCAAGAAGCCCAAGAAGUUUGAGACGGAAGAGGAGCUCCGCACACACGAGGCUGAAAAGCAAUAUGAAUGCACCUUUUGUGGAAACCGCUUCAAGAACAAGAAUGAGGCCGAGAGACAUCAAAACUCUCUACACGUGCGUCGGCAUUCUUGGUCUUGUUCAGCCCUGACGGGCUACGAGCGGGCCUUCCACGACAGCACGGCAACACCGGGUGAAGCCGACACGUGCGGAUACUGCGGGAAGGAGUUUGGACGCAACGGGCCAAACGCCAGCGUCACCGACGAGGACUGGGAGAAGCGGAUUCGCCAUCUCCAGGAUGUCCACAAAUUCCGCGAAUGCAAUGCCAGCAAGAAGUUCUACCGGGCCGACCACUUUCGGCAGCAUCUCAAGCACAGCCACGCCGGCACCAGUGGCAAGUGGACGAAUAUGCUCGAGAACGCGUGCAUGAUUGAAGAAGACGGUGUGAGUGUUGGUAGAUGA